AUGUCUUCGCACUACAACUCGCACUACUCCCUCCCCAUGCCCGUCCCCUCCCACAAGGGCCAACACUACCCAAGCUACAGCAGCACCUACUCGGUCUCGCCCCCAGAGACGGACGAGUCCGUCAGCUCUGGCACCGGUCCUUCCUACAGCAACAGCGGCUACUCUGGCGGCUACUCGGUCGCCAACUCGAGCUACGCCGGCAGCAACAGCGGCGACUUUGAGAGCACCCACCACUCGGCGAGCGGCGUCGACUUCAACGACUACAUGCAGGACCGCUUCGCCCAGACCUUUGACCCCAUUCCCCUCGACCGCAACAUUGCAGUCCAGGCGCAGACUUCCGGAAAGCUCAACGCAAAGCACCGUGAGCUGCUGGAGUUGCAAAAGAAGGCGCAGGCUCGUCUCGCAAAGACGCGCGAGCGCUUCAACGAGGGCUACCGCGACGCUCAGGACGUGCGCGCGGACCUCGAGUGGACGCAGAAGAAAGUCUCAUCGCUCAAGAGCAAGACGUCUCGCAAGCACACCAGCGAGUACAACAAGGCGCGCGCUCGCUACCCCUCGCCCGAGUACUAG
Molecule: messenger RNA, 570 nt
Organism: Colletotrichum spaethianum
Lineage: Eukaryota; Fungi; Ascomycota; Sordariomycetes; Glomerellales; Glomerellaceae
Product: biogenesis of lysosome-related organelles complex 1 subunit KXD1
Exons: 3
Coding region: 1-570 (189 amino acids)
Biological process (GO): regulation of protein localization; endosome organization
Cellular component (GO): endosome; BLOC-1 complex
Source: RefSeq, a predicted model, not a curated record